Molecule: messenger RNA, 1054 nt
Organism: Mytilus trossulus (common blue mussel)
Lineage: Eukaryota; Metazoa; Mollusca; Bivalvia; Mytilida; Mytilidae
Exons: 9
Coding region: 58-1005 (315 amino acids)
Source: RefSeq, a predicted model, not a curated record
UGAUAAUGAAGUCAUAUGUAGUACUAUCUUAGAUUAUAAUAAAUCUCGAAGACCAUCAUGAGAAAAACCUUGGCAUUGUUUCUUAUAAUAGGGACAGUGAUACUUCUACCGGAAGUACUAGGACAUUGUAAUGAUGUUGACAAAACAGCCUGUGGUAUGCUUCUUGCUGCUGACUCCAACAUGUGCCAAAAUCCCUGUUUGGCACAAAUCUGCAAAGAAACAUGCGGAGCCUGCUCGUUAGACUGUUUCUUUUGUGACAGUGAGCUACACCAAAAUGAGUGCUAUGCAACAGUUGAAUGUAAACCACAAUCAGAGCUUUGCAUUGCCACCAAAAGGCUAUCAGUUGAUCAGCAAUAUCUGUUUUCCUCUGGCUGUGCAAGCAAAGAGAUUUGCAACACGUUGUUCAGUGGCAAUAGUAGUACCUCACUGAAUCAUGGUCAUACAUUAACAGUAUUUAAUGGUGUGUGUUGUGGUACAGACCGGUGUAAUAAAGACCCAGAUGCUAAUAAAACAGUAUCUGAUGUAGUGGAUCGUUCUGUAGAUUAUCAAAUCAACGACAAGAUAGUUGUUCGAAAAGCUGAUAAUCUGUUAGGAGACCGUUGCUCUGAUUUCGAUGUAAAUUCAGUGGCUUGCACAAUACUGUAUAAUGCUGAUCCUACAAUUUGCCGGAAAGAUUGCAUCGGAAGAGAGCUUUGUCCCGAAACUUGUGGAACAUGUGUUCGCUGCAAAACCUGUAAACAUAUUGCUGAUCCAGCCCUGUGUAACAAUAUAACUCUUUGUGCGAAAUCAGAGUCCUGUUUUUCUAAAGAGAGACUGAAUGUUGAUUUUUCGAUAUCAUAUGAUUUGGGCUGUAUGAAUGAUGUAAUCUGUCAUGCCUAUUUUGGAGGAAUACCCGAUAGUGACAUAACAAAGACACAAGUGUCCUUCGGCGGAAGCGUACAAUGCUGUAAAAGUAAUUUAUGUAAUGCUAAAGGACUGGUAUUGAAAAACCCGGCAGUUGGAUGAUUUAGAAAAACGCAUAGAAGUUAAAAAUAAAUAUUUAAAUCCGAAUAAA